UUGAUGCUCCGGGAAGGAAGCCAAAGUGAGAUUUCCAGUAAAUUACGCAGCGUCGAACAAUACCGGGGCAUGUUUUUCGCCUCAUCUGGUCUCAAAUCAUAUCCGAUUCUAACUGUGAUCCGAUAAUUGAUGUGAUAAGAUCUAGGAGGAAAACUAAACCAGUUUAUGUGCAACCAUGGAGCGCAACGCACUGGACCUGCCGCGCGUCCGGCCCUCGCCACGGGUAGCGCGUAAAAGCGAGUGGCUCCGGAGCGCCCUGGCCCAUCACCACUGCCCCGAACCCGGCGUGGAUAACGAAAUCGUGGUCCUGGCCACUGGAAUAGACCAAUACCUGCAGGAGGUCUUUCACCACCUGGCCUACCCCAACCGGAACGAUACGGUGUCGGCGGAGGACUUCACCGCGCUGUGCACCGUACUGGGACUCACCGGAGCGGAGAAAGGAAAGAGGAGAAUGAAAGGAGGAACCGGAGAUGGACAAAAAUAUGAGGAAGAUGAAGAUUUUAUGGAUGUUUGCUCUGUGCUGCCCUGCCAGCUGUCCUUUAAAGACUUCCACUCGCGGCUCUGUGGGUAUUUCCGUGUGCGCAGUGCGCGUAGAGGCGCUGCGGAGUGUGCCUGGCGCCUCCCGGUUACCGAGGACACAGAGCUGGUCGAGCGACAGAUCCGGCUCCGGUGGCCGCGUGUCAGACGGAGAAAAUGUGUGAGUUUUGAUCUGGCGAGGGAUCAGAAUGGAGCCGUUAACAGAUUGAUUAAAGGUCGAGCCGCAGAAGACAGCGAGUCAGAUGAGGUAGCAGCUCUGAGGGAGCUGGUGGAGGACCUCCGCUCGGCGCUGCAGGGGAGCGACGCCCGCUGCCUGGCCCUGGAGGUGGCCCUCCAACAGGAGAGGAGCCGCACCCUCCCUUCUCCGUCCAGCUUCAAUUCCACAACUCCGAAAACUUCCAUCACCCUCAUACAGGGAAAACUGGUACCGACACACAGAAUCAAAGGACAGGAGGCGAGGAGGGUGGCCAGGAGACAGGACAUCAGGGACCCCCUGGUGAGGGAGCUGAAGCUGAUUCGCUCCUCGCGUGAUGGGCAGCUGGAGGAGGCCAUGAAAUUCAAUGAACGUCUGGAGGAGGAGCUGCGAUGGGCGUACCAGGAGGUGCGCAAGCUUCACGGGGCGGAGUCUGCACUGAGGAAGAAGAACGCUCAGAUCAGGAGGCAGGCGGAGGAGGCCAGGGAGGCUCUGAGCUUGGGGCUUCAGAGGGUUCGGAUGAUCCAGGAGCAGGCCCAGUCUGUGCCGCAGCUUCAGUCCAGGAUCACCCAACUGGAGACUGAACUACACCAGUACAGAUCCCGCUGCACCUGCAUCCCUGACCACGCCCAUCAACAACUUUACCCAAUCGGAGCAGAAGACGCCUGUAGCAAGCCACAGGCAGAGUGUCUGCAGAGAGCGGUGGAAGGAAGAGCUGCUUCUGAUGAAGAGGAGGAGGACACAGGGAUGAGGGAGGAAGGACGGUGCUGCCUGUCAGAUGUGAAGAAGCACCGUCUGCACGGCUGUGGCAAAGGAUGUCAGAACGAUGAGGUCCACCAACUUAUCUCUCAGAGUCACCUGCAUGAUAAAAACCUCAUCAGCACUUUUAGGAGCAGCAGGGGCCGCUGCAGCUGGAAGGGACAACGCCAAGAGCAGCCAGAGGGAAGCCGAGGCUUUGAAAAAGAAAAGAGGCCUAAGGAAGAGGAGGAUAAGACAAGGCUGGAGGAGAAAGAGAAGACACGUCUGUCCUUGCUGGAGAAGAAACUCACAGAUGCCCUGACACUGCUGAUGCAGCUACGCAACAAGAACGUGUCCCGCAGAGCCCUGGGGAAGAUCGUGAUGGAUACUCUGGAUGUGUGCAGUAGGAGUGGAGAUGGUCCAUCUCAGGUCUUGCAGGUAGCUGAAGCCCUCUGUGUCCGGCUGUCCUCGAGGGAUCUCCUUGGAAACGGAGGGGAGGAUGAAGGGGGAGAGAGCAGAGAGAAACCCCUGCUUCCAUCUGCAGGCUGUCAAACCAGCAGCAUCAACCCUCUGCUCAUCUCAUGUUGAAUAAGCUUCCUCUGUGGUACUUCUAUUUGUCCUCUUUUUUAUUUUGGGCUUGUUUUGCACCCAUGUAAGUUUCCUAGUUGUGUACCCCAGGUUUUCACACUGGUUCAAUGUAU
This is a messenger RNA of Perca flavescens (yellow perch), 2169 nucleotides long. Its product is annotated as EF-hand and coiled-coil domain-containing protein 1. Bases 176 to 2056 code for a protein of 626 amino acids. Lineage: Eukaryota; Metazoa; Chordata; Actinopteri; Perciformes; Percidae. The transcript is spliced from 9 exons. The record is from RefSeq and is a predicted model, not a curated record.